Messenger RNA from Lethenteron reissneri (Far Eastern brook lamprey), 1616 nucleotides. Its product is annotated as zinc finger protein 771-like. Lineage: Eukaryota; Metazoa; Chordata; Hyperoartia; Petromyzontiformes; Petromyzontidae. The record is from RefSeq and is a predicted model, not a curated record. Gene Ontology annotation, molecular function: DNA-binding transcription repressor activity, RNA polymerase II-specific; RNA polymerase II cis-regulatory region sequence-specific DNA binding. Gene Ontology annotation, cellular component: nucleoplasm. Gene Ontology annotation, biological process: regulation of immune system process; regulation of cytokine production; negative regulation of transcription by RNA polymerase II.
CGGGUGACGUCACGGGGCGAGAGGUCGCAGCUGGUGGCGCGAGGCGGCAGGCGAGGGGCAGGAGGCGCCAGAGGUCCCUCAAGCGUAGCGAGGGCGGCCCCACUCCAGGGUGGAACCGUGCAGUGAUGGUGAGGACCAAGAAGAAGAUCACAGCACGGAGUGUGAAGUCCGUGAAACUCGAGCGAGCCAAUGAGACUCCAGAGGAGGAGUUGGAGGAGGCUGCCCAAGAUUCCUCCGAGUACCUGGACGACGCGGACCAAGGCUACAUCAAGAUGGAGUUCUCGGACGAGGACGUAGACCAAGACGAGGCGGCAGCGGCGGCGGUGGGCCCGCUGUGCGAGCGCUGCAAGAAGGACGGUGUGGGCACGGCACGGGGCCGUCUCGGCGCCCACGGCCAGCAGAGCCGACGCGCCUGCGCGCACUGCGGCAAGUCCCUGCACGGCGCCACCUGGUCCAUCAACCGGCAGCAGAGGAGGAGGACGGCGACGACGGUCGAGGAGCGGCGACUGCGCUCGGCCCGGGCGUCCGGCAAGGUCUCCGCGCAGGCCAACUCGAGCAGCAGCAGUAGCAGCAGCAGCAGCGUCAGCAGCGGCAGCAGCAGCAGCGGCGGGGGCAGCGGCGGCAGCGGCAAGCCGGCGAGCGCGGCGCAGAAGGUGACGAGCGUCACGAGCGAGGUGAGGCACGUUUGCGACGAGUGCGGAAAGCUCUUCUCGCACUACUUCAAGCUGAAGCGCCACGUCAAGACCCACACGGGCGAGAAGCCCUUCUCCUGCAAGGAGUGCGGCCGCGGGUUCACGCGUCGCGCCGUGCUGGAGACGCACGCCAAGAUGCACACCGGCGAACGCCCGCACUCGUGCGCCGAGUGCGGGCGGGCGUUCCUGCACGCGUCGUCGCUGCGCGUGCACGCCAAGAAGCACUCGGGCGAGCGGCCCUUCUCGUGCGGCGAGUGCGGCAAGGGCUUCACGCAGCGCUGCAUCCUGGACGCGCACGCCAAGAUCCACACGGGCGAGAGGCCGCACGUGUGCGAGGUGUGCGGCCGCGGUUUCCUGCACGCCUCCUCGCUCAAGGCGCACGCUCAGAAGCACACGGGCGAAAGGCCGCACGCGUGCCCCGAGUGCGGCAAGGGCUUCGCGCAGCGCUCCCACCUCAAGAGGCACGCUCGAUCCCACUCGGGCGAGAGGCCGCACGUUUGCGACGAGUGCGGAAAGGCGUUCACGCGGCCCUCCAUCCUGGCGACGCACGCGCGCACCCACACGGGCGAGUGGCCGCACGCGUGCGACGAGUGCGGGAAAGGCUUCGCGCACCGCUACAACCUGGAGACCCACUACAGGACCCACACGGGCGAGAAGCCGCACGUGUGCAAGGAGUGCGGCAAGGGCUUCUCCUGGAUCAACAACCUCAAGAGGCAUUCAAAAACGCACUCCGUCGACUGGAGCAAUUGAGAGUCGGGACGGCUGGCCGGGUGGCCGGGGGGCGGAGGGGUGGUCGGGCGGUGACGGUGGUGGUGGUGGUGGUGGCCGGACGGUGGUGGUGGUGGCCGGACGGUGGUGGUGGUGGCCGGACGGUGGUGGUGGUGGCCGGACGGUGGUGGUGGUGGCCGGACGGUGGUGGUGGUG